Messenger RNA from Meleagris gallopavo (turkey), 1549 nucleotides. Lineage: Eukaryota; Metazoa; Chordata; Aves; Galliformes; Phasianidae. The record is from RefSeq and is a predicted model, not a curated record.
AUGAUUGAAGAACCAAAGUCUUGGGGGACUGGUCCUGCAGACGCUUUAGCUGCUGGUGUUAAGCGUGCACUUGAACUGUUACAGGUAUUUAAAGUGAAUGCACCUCUGCCUCCACGUAAAGACCAAGAAGUUAAAGAGGAUUCUUCAUAUUCAACGGGAUAUAACCAGAGUUUCUCUACAGCAAGUACACAGACUCCUCCUCAGAGCCAGUUGCAAUCUUCUCAUGUUGCAGAACAAACCUCUCUUUCACAAGAAUCUCUCUCUUCAGGAGUGAAUUAUCAACCUGAUGGAGCUGUUUCUGUUAGCAAUGGUAGCCUUGCCUUUUAUCCAGCGCAGACAAAUGUUAUUCCCAGACCCCCUCAGCCUUACCUUAACAGUCGUGGGUCUGUCAGAGGAUCUGCUAGAGGUGGAAGGUCUCUGACCAAUUCAUAUCGUUCCCCUGGUGGAUACAAAGGUUUUGAUGCUUACAGAGGGUCACCUUCAAUAACUAAUGGCACCUAUGGCCAGCUCCAGUUCCCUGCUAGAGAUUAUGCUGGAAUGCCAUAUUCUCAGAGAGAUGUUAAUUACCAGCAGUGCUAUAAACGAGGUGGAAUAACUAGUGGUCCACGAGCAAAUUCAAGAGCAGGGUGGAGUGAUUCUUCUCAGGUGAGCAGUCCAGAACGAGACAAUGAAACCUUUAACAGCGGAGACUCUGGGCAGGGAGACUCUCGCAGCAUCACACCUGUUGAUAUGCCAGUGACAAGCCAAGCUGCCACUAUACUACCAGUGCACGUCUACCCCCUCCCGCAGCAGAUGAGAGUUGCCUUCUCUGCAGCUAGAACAUCAAACCUGGCCCCUGGAACUCUAGACCAGCCAAUUGUGUUUGAUCUAUUGCUGAACAACCUUGGAGAAACAUUUGACAUCCAGCUUGGUAGAUUCAAUUGUCCAGUGAAUGGUACUUAUGUCUUUAUCUUCCACAUGCUGAAGCUGGCUGUAAAUGUUCCCCUGUAUGUGAACCUCAUGAAGAAUGAAGAGGUCCUAGUGUCAGCAUAUGCAAAUGAUGGGGCUCCUGAUCAUGAAACAGCCAGUAACCAUGCAGUCCUGCAGCUGUUCCAGGGAGAUCAGAUCUGGUUGCGUCUGCAUCGGGGAGCCAUUUAUGGAAGUAGCUGGAAAUACUCUACUUUUUCGGGAUACCUCCUUUAUCAGGACUAAAAUACAGUGCAAUGUUUACAAAAAAGCUGCUCCAAACACCUUGGUGGAGGGGGGGGAUUGGGACUAGCUUUGCACUUACUACUGACUUUAUAGAAGAUGUGGUUCCAUUAUUGGGGGAAAUGAUGGUCCUGUUGUGCAAGGUGAAAUCAUGGAGUUGGGGUACUGAAUCAGCACUAAUUUGGCACUUUAUCAGUUGUGAUGUAGCCUUGCUAGUAAAGCUGUGAAUGUAUAUUGUUUGCACUUACCCUAAACUGUAUUAAUGUCCAGCUUACUACACUAUUGAUUGCCUCAAGUAUGGGCUAUUCACAAUGCCUUGUUGUGCCUCAAUAAAACAAGUUAAUAUGCAUUUUAGUAUUAA